Messenger RNA from Aspergillus chevalieri, 306 nucleotides. Its product is annotated as folylpolyglutamate synthetase. Lineage: Eukaryota; Fungi; Ascomycota; Eurotiomycetes; Eurotiales; Aspergillaceae. Gene Ontology annotation, biological process: tetrahydrofolylpolyglutamate biosynthetic process. The coding region runs from base 1 to 306 and encodes 101 amino acids. Gene Ontology annotation, molecular function: tetrahydrofolylpolyglutamate synthase activity; ATP binding. The record is from RefSeq and is a predicted model, not a curated record. The transcript has a single exon. Gene Ontology annotation, cellular component: cytosol; mitochondrion; cytoplasm.
AUGUUUACGAAGUAUCCCUUCGAGGUAUGGGAUGCGCUCGAGGAAUCUGCGGCGCGGGACGGAUUUGAUCCGUUGUUGAGGCCGAUAUAUUUCCGGUUUCUGACGCCGUUGUCGAUUCAUUUGCCUAUGAGAGAGGGUGUUGAUGUUGCUGUUUAUGAAGUUAGUGUUGAAGGCGAGAAUGGCUCGACGAAUGUUUUUGAGAGUCUUGCUGUGACUGGAGUUAUGACGUUGGGGAUUGAUCAUGUGAAUCUUCUGGGUGAUACGAUUGGUAGUAUCGUGUGGCAUAAGGGCGGGAUAUUUAAGUAG